Messenger RNA from Cinara cedri, 1618 nucleotides. The record is from the annotation of a GenBank genome assembly. NCBI's taxonomy places the organism in Eukaryota, Metazoa, Arthropoda, Insecta, Hemiptera, Aphididae.
AUGGAGUUGACUGAGUGGUAUGAAACAGUUUUUAUAAUUGGUAAGAGAACAAAUUGCGGAACAUUUGACAAUGGAAACUGCAAAGUGUUUGAUAAAAAUGGCUUCCAAUGGGUUAUUGACAAGCAAUUUUAUGACAAAUUAAAAUUACCCGAAGAUCCGUGUAAAUGGAAUCAAGUAAAUAAGCUUACCUUUUCAAAAUAAUAGUUUUUUUAAAUGUAUUAAGAUUGAUGACCAAUUGAAACUUAUAUUUAAUUGAUUUCCUAAAUAUUUGAAUUAUUUAAAAAUUAAAAAUGCACUAUUAAUGUACACCUACUAAUUUUGCAUAAAAAUAAUCUUAAACUAGUAAUCAAUUUUAGAAAAACUAAAUUUUUGUGUAAGGCUACAAUUAUUAAGAUUAUGACGAAACAAAAGCAAUUCUACUUAAGGGUUUUUAAAUUGUCUCCAAUUUUGUAACGUUUGACAAUUUUUUUUACAUUUUUAUCAAGAACUUAGUUACGAGUGAUUUCCUUAAUGGUGCGGUUUUAUACAAAUUAGUUUUAAGGUUAUAUUAUUAUAAAGAAAAGACACGUACAUUCAAAUUUCAAAUAAUCAUUUCUCAAUCUUCUUUAUAUUGCUUUAUUCCAAAUUUAAUGCACAUUCAAGUUAAAUUCCAAUUUCAUAAAUAUUUAAUAUUUUUUCCUACAUAUUAUUAUACAAUACAUACUUAUAAUACUUAUAUAUUAUUACAUAUGGAUACUAAUAAUAAUCAUGCUUUUAUCUUAAUAUGUAAUCAUUUUUAAGUUUGUUAAAAAAUGUAUCAAUACAUUUAAUAAUUGUAUAAUAAUCAAUACAUUGUUAGUUUGGUUUCAUCUAUUAUUACUUCAAAUCAAAAUAUAUUUUUGUAUUUUUAUGUAUGUAUGUAUAUGUAUUGAGUAUAAACAAAUUAAAUUAAGUAAUCUAUAAGUACAAAUUGGUUUGUAAAUUAUAAAAAUAAAAUAAUCUAUCGUAUAAAAUUAUAAAAGUGCUGUGUUUUAUUUAGGAACAAGUUUAUGUAUGGUUGAAAUGGGCGGAAAAUAUGUACACCCUAACCAAUAUAAACACGGAACAGUUUAUACUAAAUGGCAAACAGUUGACUUCAGAUAGUUUUUGUUGGAAUAUUGAUGGUUUAGAAAAUAAGUCAUUAAAUAAUGAUUUUUGGACACAUGUCUGUUUACUUAAAACUAUGCAUAUUAUAUAUAUUAAAUAUAACAUUGAAGAAUGUAUUGAUAUACCUAUAUUACUCAAAUAUAAAAAUCAAAUUUAUUCAAAUCCAGAUUUUAAUCAUCAUAUAGAAAUUUGGCAAUUUUUACUUAAUUUAUUAACAGAUAAUGAAUAUAAAAAUCUGAUUGAAUGGGUGGACAACGAAGGAACAUUUAAAAUAAUUAAACCAAAUACUGUUUCUAUUAUGUGGGGCUUGAUUAAAAAUAAUUGGCGUAUGAAUUACAAUAAGAUGGCUGCAGCAUUGAGAUAUCAUUAUGGAAAGGGUAUAAUUGAAAAAGCUAAAGGAAAAUUUAUUUAUAAAUUUGCCGGUGAUAUUAAGACUAUGAUUGGUCAUAGUCCUAUGGAUAUUAAAAAUAUAUUUGAACAAGAAUACAAUUAA